Marchantia polymorpha subsp. ruderalis is the source of this 1125-nucleotide messenger RNA. Lineage: Eukaryota; Viridiplantae; Streptophyta; Marchantiopsida; Marchantiales; Marchantiaceae. The record is from the annotation of a GenBank genome assembly.
AUGGAGCAGAGUUGGAAUUACGAGAAAAUCCAGAAUCAUGCAUCUUCGAGCACCAGCAUCGCACGACAGAGACGCCCGACAUCAGGCCCAGACAGAAGCGAGUGGAAGGAUGUCGGUAAAGUUAGGGAAAUGGUGAACCCGUUGGUCGUUGGGUUUGGUUUGGGAUUUGCGAUUGCAUGGUUGCUCAGUCUUCAGAGGCUGCAGCAGAGACAGUUUCAUUUUCCCCUGCACUUUCUGGUGGUUGGAGAUUGGGGUCGGAAUGGUUUCUACAAUCAAUCUGUGGUGGCUUCUCAGAUGGGACAAGUGGGUACCAUGUUGGGGAUCUCGUUCGUUAUCAGCACUGGGGAUAACUUCUACAAUACUGGCCUUGCUGGGGUGGACGAUAUUCAGUUCACCACAUCGUUCACCAACAUUUACACUUCUCCAAGUCUGCAGACUCGGUGGUAUGCAGUGCUAGGUAACCAUGACUACAUGGGAGAUGUGCUGUCUCAGAUGGACCCCUAUAUUCAGCUUCGUGAUGAUAGAUGGAUAUGCCAGCGAGAGUAUCACUUGCAGUAUUCACUGUGUACAGAUUCUAUGAAAGAAGGUUGCAAAAUGCAUGUUGAUUUUUUUUUCAUCGACACAACUCCAUUUGUGGACGACUAUUGGGCUGCAAGUCAGACUCAUACAUUUGAUUGGCGAGGUCUGGCUUCUCGUGAAGAACAGCUCCGCAAUCAGCUCCAGAGCCUGAAUGACAAACUCGAGACUUCUACAGCUAACUGGAAAGUUGUGGUCGGUCAUCACACGAUCCGGAGCAUGGGCUAUCAUGGAGACACUCCCGAGCUUGUCAAAAACUUGCUUCCUAUUUUGAAGAAACAUCGAGUGGAUUUGUACGUGAAUGGUCACGAUCACACCCUUCAGCACAUCAAGGAUCAGGAUUCCGGUGUGCAUUUUGUAACGAGCGGGGGUGGAUCCAAAGCAUGGGACGGGGUUCGUUCCAGUGAGAACACAGAAGGUGUGUUGUUUGCGUAUGAUGGACAGGGGUUCGCCGCGAUAUCCAUGGGGCCGCACGAGCUUCUUUUAUCCUUUCAUGAUGGUCUGGGGAACACCAUCUACACCGCCCACCUCCACAAGUCCCGGCACUAA